AUGGUGUCCAAGAGCUCCCGCAAGGGCAAGAAGGCUUGGCGGAAGAACAUAUCCGCGAAGGCCGAGGUCGCGGCCGUCGAGCAGCGCACCAGCGAGGCGGUGCAGGGCGUGGCGCAGCUGCAUGACGGCGACCUCUUCGUCAUCGACAAGGGUCGGGAUGACGAGACCGCAGAGGCCGUGCGGCGGGGCGUGCGUCGGCGGGGGGAGGUCAGGCAGCUGAGGAGCGUGGCGGUGCUGGAGGCGGUGCACUCCGGCUCGAGGAAGCCGUGGGGGCCCAAGAAGGGGCAGGAGGAAGGAAAGGGCUCCAAGAGGGAGAGGGGCAAGGGCCAGGGGCACGUGGCGGCGAAGGGGAGGAAGGCGUCUAGCGCCCGAGGUGAGGAAUUGAAGGAUUUGUGGGCAGAUGAGCCCUGCAGCACGGGCCAGCACGGGGGGGCUGCCCAAGCACACGCCAACAGCUGGCUUGACACUGAUGGUAAAGCUGCCAUGGGUGCAAAGUAUGCAAUGUGGAGGCGACAGCGCCGGAAUUCGAAGGUCCCAGCAGUGGAGGUGGAUGCCCCUGGGUGUUCUUAUAAUCCCGACGAGGAGCAAAGAAAGGAUGCUGUUGCAGUCGCCAUUGCCGACUCUUACAGGGGCAGGCUAAAUUCUUCGCUGGGCGGCAACAAAGAAAGGCAGGUUCUAAGACUGCUGCCGGAGCUGAAAGGAAAGGACGACAUAGAUGCGAUCUUGGGCAACCAGUCAGAUCCAGAGGAUGAGAAUGAGGGUGUUGAGGAGGAUGAGGCUGAUGUGCUGCCAGCUUGCAAGCCGACGACGGAUGAGAACAGAAAGUCCCAAGCCCAGCGGAACAAGGAGAAACGCAUGCGAGAAGCUGAAAGAGAAAAUGAGGCGAAGCGGGCAGUGAAGCGACAGCGGCAGCAAAUCGAUUCCCUUCCUACCAUUGUGAAGGAGAUUGAAGUUGAGGAGGCUGAGAAGGAGAUCUACAUGAAAAGGAAGCAAGCUAUGAAGUCGGAGCGCGCUCUGGAACGACCGCCGCGGCUGGGCAAACACAGGUUCAAGCCUGCGAGCCUCCCUGUGCUGGGCAGCGACGACGUUGCGGGUUCCCUUAGAAGGCUAAAGCCCACGUCGCUGCUAGCGAUGCAUCGCUACAAGAGCGUGCUGAAGCGAGGGCUGGUGCCCGUGUGCUUGAAAGGCAAGCGAAAGAAGGCAAAGAGGUACGUUUGGUAUGUGGCUGGUGAGCGUGGCAGGAAUGCUCAGAAGAUGCAGCAGGAGUUGGAGGCUGUCAAGGCAGUCACAAAGAGGAUGAAGAGGGCCUUGGGCCCGGCACCCGAGCCAAGCCAGGUGGCUGACGGGUGGUAG
Ostreobium quekettii is the source of this 1353-nucleotide messenger RNA. Lineage: Eukaryota; Viridiplantae; Chlorophyta; Ulvophyceae; Bryopsidales; Ostreobiaceae. The record is from the annotation of a GenBank genome assembly.